ACGUGGAGACUGAUCCUAAAUUCCCAUUGGCUCAGAGGAUGUCCCCGCCCCACAGUUUGUCCUCGUCUCACCUGGUUUUCGUCUCUUUUCUCCACAGUCCGUCUCUCUGUGGAGAAAAGAGCUCAUCUACCUUCAGUCCAGCAAAGAGGAAUACACCACCGCUCACCAUGUUCACUGUACUGUCCCUGCUUCUACUGGCAGGAGCACACAGCGCGACGGCACGGAUUCACUCUCUGAAGUUUUUCCUCACUGGGUCCUCUCAAGUCUCAAACCUUCCAGAGUUUGUGGCUGUGUGUUUGGUUGAUGAAGUUCAGCUAGGUCAGUAUGACAGCAACACAAAGAAAGCAGAACCCAAACAGGACUGGAUGUUAAACGCAACUGAUUCACAGUUCUGGGAGAGUCAGACUCAGAUUGCUUUGGGUGAACAGCAUUUCUUCAAAGCCAGCAUUGAAAUGUUACAGGAACGCUUCAACCAAACUGGAGGUCUUCACAUUUACCAGGUGAUGACUGGAUGUGAAUGGGACGAUGAGACUGGAGAAGUUAAAGGUUUUAAUCAGCAUGGUUAUGAUGGAGAAGACUUCAUUGACAUGGAGACAGAGACGUGGAUCGCUCCAACACCACAGAGUGUCAUCACCAAACUGCAGUAUCAGGAUAAAGCUCGACUCGCAUAUCUUAAGAACUACUACACCCAGGAGUGUCCUUCCUUUCUGAAGAUGUUCCUGGAGCACGGGAGGAGCUCUCUGCUGAGAACAGGAAUUCCCAGGAUUUCUCUCCUCCAGAAGUCUCCCUCUCCAGUCAGCUGCUACGCUACAGGUUUCUACCCAACAGAGUCAUGUUGUUCUGAGGAAAGACGGGAGGUUCAUGAGGAUCGUGACCUCGGAGAGGCUCCCAACCAUGACGGGACCUUCCAGAUGAGCGCUGACCUGAAGGUUUCAUCAAUCCCUGAAGACGGGAGGAGGACGACUGUGUGUUCCAGAUCUCUGGUGAAGGAGGACAUCGUCACCAAACUGGACAAAGACUCAGUCGAGUCCAACAGAGAAGAUGAGUCGAUGAAAACAGAGAAGCCCACCGACGUGACCACCAUCAUCAUCAGCACUGCAGUGGUCGCUCUCGCUGUCGUCAGCGCUGUCAUUGGACUCAUCGUGUACAGGAGGAAGAAAGCCCAAUGUACCUCACCUGCUGUAAAAGAUCCAGGUGCCUUAGAGCCGCUGAAAUCAGGUGAACGAGGUUCUAAUUCUCCAAGUGAGACGUCCUCCUGAACACAGUUGAUGGACGAGAAGCAGUGUCACCACAGUCUCCCCCUUACGCUGGGAACUCAUUGAUUAUUCAUCACUCAAAUCAUAAACUGAUAUUCAGGGUCAGACAUUGAUUGAAAUACAAAUAAUACAAAUUUUU
Hippoglossus stenolepis (Pacific halibut) is the source of this 1395-nucleotide messenger RNA. RefSeq names its product major histocompatibility complex class I-related gene protein. Gene Ontology annotation, cellular component: external side of plasma membrane. Lineage: Eukaryota; Metazoa; Chordata; Actinopteri; Pleuronectiformes; Pleuronectidae. The record is from RefSeq and is a predicted model, not a curated record. Gene Ontology annotation, biological process: immune response.